GAGGUGGUGUUUGGCACCAAAGCUGACGCAGCAGAAGGUCAGCACAGUCAUGAAUUCAUGAGCUUGCUUGAAGAGACACUAGCUACAGACAUGCUGAGACCGUUUCAAGUUAACGUGGGUAAAUUCCUAAACUUGGAUAGAGACAUCCUACCUACAGCAAAGGUGUCUGAGCUAUGUGCGGUGGUAGAGGCUGUGAGUGGUGAGGACGCUAGUAGUCAGGUGUUGCUAGCGUCUGAUGGACGACAGAUGAACCCCUCAGAGCACAUCGGAGCUUACGCAAUCACAGAAAGCCAACCAGUGUAUGUGUUCUAUCGGAGUCACCUGAUGUCACCUGAUCCUCCUCUCGUCCCCACCAUCCUACCCCAUCGAGGAGAGCUGCAACAACACCUUGAGCUAUUGAAGCUGAAACCAUCACCAGCACUCUUCAAGAGACAAGUGGCUCUGGCAAAGAGGCUGAGUGAGUAUUCUGCUCUGGUGGGCCGUGUCUGUGGUCAGCUGGCGGAGGAGUACCAACUACAAGUCAGCGGCUGGAGGACUGUUCUCAGCAACUGCACCUCCAUCAUCAAGAUGUACCAGAAACACAAGACACUGUUCACGAAGUCAGUGGAAGGAUUUAACCAGGCCAAACCCCAAUUCUGGACAUUGCUACAAGAGUUCCCAUCUCACUUGAAGCUACUGCAACAGUUACCUGUUCCCAGUGCACUAUCUAAGGAAGCCACACCCACUUCUCUGUACGACUGGAUCAGUACACAUGAUGAGAAGAAUAGUUUACAAGACCUGGGAGCAGAGUGUCAACGUUCCCUCUCCAAGGUUGACAGUGACCGGAUUGACUCAACUCUCAAAUCAUCAGAACUGAUUCUCUCUGGUGCUGACUCGCUGCUUGUUCAAGAAGAUGAGUUGACUGAGAAGAUAGCUCACCUCCGAUCACUGGCUGAGGAUGCCACAGUCAAAGUCGACACCCAGAUGAGACUUUCUCAGAAUAUCCUAUCUACGAGUGAGAGAGCCCUACGUAGUGGAGAUGCUGGCACCAUUGCUGACCUAGUCCUCAGUCAUCACAAGUCCCUCGAACUAAUGGCCAGCUAUUGUCAACAGUUAGAAGCAUCCGGACGAGAGAUGGAAAGAAGCAAGAUCGCUCUCACUAGGCACAUUCAUACCAAGCUCAAGGAAGUCACUCAGCUACAGAAGAGAGUUGCUGACAGUAACAAUCAACUGUUGAUGUUUCAUGAACAUGUCAAGUUAGCUAAGAAGAGGUUUGAGAUUCUAGAGCAAGUGUGUACUGCACCUGACAUCCUUGGAAAUGUCCUGUCUGAAGUGGAGAGAAGGCGAUACUACAACUCUUCUCUUGAGAAGAAAACUGGAGAGGUGAGUCAGCUCCUGAGAAGGGCCAGAGAAGAGGAGAAGCUAUUGAGACGGAGCUUUGCGGGGAACUAUGGUCAACACUUCAUCCUCACACUCUUCCCUGAGCUACAAGACAGGGUCCCUAAUAUAACAGUACACCUCCCGGAGUCGUUGCUGAAGUCUUCACUAUCAGCUGACAAAGACCUGGAGAAUAUCAGACAUCUCCUCCCUGAGAAUGCAAGAUCGUCGACCAUGGACCUGAACUGUACUUCCAUCAAGCUACUGUCCACUCCUCUAGUCAUGAGUGACAUGGAACUGAAUGCUACAGAGCUGAGCUUACAAAUAGACUCAACUGAUUCGCCACUCUCCAUUAGCAAAGUUACCACAGCCGAGACUGAUACUCAAACAGAUGAACAACUUGGGGGGGAUGAUAAGCAAAAAUUGCACGAGCAAUUGGAAUCCAUUACUCACAAAAUUCACUUAAAUAGAGAGCAGUAUACGACAGAAAAAGAGCAAUUUGAAACAUCUCUUUAUGAAGAACGUAUCAAGAGCACUCAGUUAUCUGUACAAGUCGAACAACUCCAGAAUGAUAAAGAACAGUUACAGCUGGUGAUUGAGCAGCUUCAGAAGGAAAGAGAACAAUUCAUCAAUAGUGAGAGUACCAAAUGUACACAGUUACAAUUACAAAUGGAGGAACUAAAUAAGGAGAAGGAAGAGUUGUUGAAACGUCUCAAUACUCAACAGAUUAAAACCACUCAACUGUUUACUCAAGUAGAGCAACUGAACGAGGAAGCGGAAAGUUUAAGAAGUUUGAUCAAAGAACAUCAAGUUCUCAUGGCAGAUAAAGAAAAUAAUUUGUUGCAAGUUGAAACUGAAAACAGGCGCUUGCAAUCUAGUAAUGAGGAACUUAAAGUUACGUCUGAUGAUCUAUCUCAUCAAUUAGAUGAGUGUAAGCUUGAAAUAUCCACCCAGAAGACUAUCGUUGGUCAGCAAGAGGUGGCCAUAGAGCAAUACCAGAGAGAAAAAGAAGAACUUAAGAAAUGUGUUGACGAAGGUAUAGCUACUAAGAACAAUCUGCUCACACAAUUAAACAAUGUUCAAGUUGAUCAAUCUACAGCUACUGAAAAGUUUGAGCUUGAACAGACAAGAGCAAAAGAAAGGGUUGAAAUGCUGAAUGAGCAACUUAAAAAACUUAGAGGAGAACUAGAAGAAUCAAAAGCUGAAAAAGAUAUGCUCAUAGUACAAGCUAAUCAAGUUCAAGAUCUGGCAAAUGUGUCUAAGAGACUUAAUGAGAAAGAGCUAGAGUUAAAUCAUGCAACUGAACAAUAUGAAGAUAAAACGAAAAUGCUCCAACAGAAAUACGAUAAAUUGGAAUCAGAGUUACUGCAACUUAAAGAGACAAGUGCAGCAGAAAAACAACUGCAGGAAAGUAGAUAUCAACAAGCACAGGUAGCUAUUAACAGUCUCAAGUCUCAGCUAGAUAAAGCACAGCAACAAGUUAGAAAUGCUGAAAGCAAAGAAAAAGAAAGCAAAGAAAAACUAACAGUAAUUGAAGGCAAAAUUGCCUCAACUAAUAAUGUAGCACUGCAGUUACAGACAAGUGAAAGACAUAAGAAAGAAGCACUAAAGAUAAUGGAAAACAAGCUUUCAGAAUGUGAAAGAGAGAGGAAAGAGUUUAAAAAACGUGCUGAAGAGGCAAAAAAGAAGAUAACAGUUUGUGAAAAUGACUUGAAGCAAUCUCGAAAUGAGAGAGACAAAGUAUUGAGUGAGUCUAAAGAAAAGCAAGCAAAAUGUUACGAAGAAAUAGAAGUCCUAAAAGCGAAGUGCAUUGACAUAAGUACUGAAAGAGAUAUUCAUAUGAAACAUGCAAUGGAGGCGGAAAGAGAACUGAAAGAGCACAAGAGAGAUAUGGGACUCAGUCCUCCUGCAUCGUUGGAUCCAAGUGAAUCACCGUCAGUACCAUUCAAACCUUUCCCACCACCUGCUUCUUCCUCUAAGGUUGUCAUGACAGUAUCUAUUGGAACGCUGCAAGUUGGUGACACAGCACUGUUUGUGAAUGACCCCUUUGGAAACUAUCUUGCAUUGACAUUGGAUGACAAGACCUACUACCUCAACCAGAGCUCAGUGGGAGAACUGGACGAUCUUGCACUGAAAAACCCAAGAUUAAACCUGCCAAGAAAAAUUCUCUGCGGGAAGCUCACUAACAGGGUACUUGUGGAGGUUAGGAAGGAGAGUAACCGGCUUCACGUCCCUGUGGGAGAGAGACUGUAUAAAGUUGAUGCCGAGAGCCACAAACUUAAUGAAUUACUUUAGCAUUAAUAAUUUGUUGUUGUGUUUUCUUUAUUGAAUUGUAAUGAAAUUUUGUUUGGAGCCCCACCCCCAAACAAGUUGCAAUUUAUCACGUGAUUUG
This is a messenger RNA of Halichondria panicea, 3748 nucleotides long. RefSeq names its product RB1-inducible coiled-coil protein 1-like. Lineage: Eukaryota; Metazoa; Porifera; Demospongiae; Suberitida; Halichondriidae. The transcript has 17 exons. Gene Ontology annotation, molecular function: protein kinase binding; molecular adaptor activity. Gene Ontology annotation, cellular component: phagophore assembly site membrane; Atg1/ULK1 kinase complex. The coding region runs from base 58 to 3651 and encodes 1197 amino acids. Gene Ontology annotation, biological process: autophagy of mitochondrion; autophagy of peroxisome; piecemeal microautophagy of the nucleus. The record is from RefSeq and is a predicted model, not a curated record.